Messenger RNA from Octopus sinensis (East Asian common octopus), 2281 nucleotides. RefSeq names its product alkylglycerol monooxygenase-like. The record is from RefSeq and is a predicted model, not a curated record. Gene Ontology annotation, molecular function: iron ion binding; oxidoreductase activity. Gene Ontology annotation, cellular component: endoplasmic reticulum. Bases 285 to 1631 code for a protein of 448 amino acids. Lineage: Eukaryota; Metazoa; Mollusca; Cephalopoda; Octopoda; Octopodidae. Gene Ontology annotation, biological process: lipid biosynthetic process. The transcript is spliced from 11 exons.
AGUGGGGGUAAAAAAAGAUUAGCAGUCGACAAUUUAUUUACAUUUGCUCAUUCUAAUGUAGGUCUGGGCGGAGAUUGUCUCCAGGCAAAACAUAGGCAUCGCACAAAACAAAAAUUCUUAUUAUAGUAGUACUUAAACAAUAAUAAGUAACAGUAUUUGUAGACACAAUACUAUUAUAAAUAUCAUUAUUAUUAUUAUUAUUUCUUUUAUUUUCUAACCACCCGAUCGCACCAGGACGCAAAAGAAAGUGUAAACAAAGUAAGAAGACAGAACAAGAAGUAAACAUGGAGAGUUUACAGUCGGCUUGGUUCAGUCCAACUGGGAGUAAAUUGAGGCGUAUGUUUUAUUUGGUGACUCCCAACGAAACUUCUUUUCAGUAUCCUGAAGACGUCCCGGAAUAUGAAAAAGAGGCAUCACCAGUUUUCAUGACCUUUGUCCUGGUGGAAGCAUUUGUUAGCUUGCUCUUUGGUCAUGGAAAAGUACGAAUUUCUGAUGGUCUCACUUCAAUCAGUGCUGGAAUAUUAUCAAGAAUUCCAUUGAUCUUUUUGAGGUCAGGAUUCCUGAAUAUGUACCAGUGGAUAUACAAUAAUUACCACAUUGUAAAACUGGAAUGGAACUCACCAUAUACUUGGAUACUUACUCUUUUAGUCGUUGACUUUUCCUACUACUGGUUCCAUCGACUUGCACAUGAGACUAGUAUCCUAUGGUCUGCUCACCAAGUACAUCACAGUUCUGAAGACUAUAACUUCUCAACAGCAACAAGACAAUCAAUCCUUCAAGUCUACAGUGGUUGGGCAUUCUAUACUCCGAUGGCAUUAUUUGUUCCAAUAUCUAUAUAUAUGGUACAUGAGCAAUUAAAUCUGCUUUACCAGUUUUGGAUUCACACAGAAUAUAUUCGAUCUCUUGGACCACUUGAACAUAUUCUAAACACACCAAGUCACCACAGAGUUCACCAUGGAAGAAAUCCUUAUUGUAUUGACAAAAAUUAUGGUGGAAGCCUUAUAAUUUGGGACAAAUUAUUUGGGACCUUUCAAGCUGAGAAAGAAGAGGUGAUUUUUGGUCUGGUUUCACCCAUCAACACGUUUGAACCUUUUACAGUACAGGUUUGCUACUGGAAGCAUCUUUGGGAGAACUGGCGACAAGGACGAAGCCUAUUGAAUGUUCUAUUAAGAGGCCCAGGAUGGGUUCCAGGACAAGACCCAAACGAAUGCCACAUACCUGAGGUAGAACAUCCAGCGCGGAAGUACACCACAGAAGUUUCCAACUUGUGCAGUAUAUAUGUUUUACUCCACUUUACGGCAGUUACAUAUUUCUUCCUAACAAUUUUGAGUGUUAACCAUUUGAUGCCACAAGAAUCUGUUCUAGCAGUUUUGGUAUUCAUUAUAUAUUCUUUAUCCUGUUUUGGUAAUAUCUUUGACCAAAGGUCUUACGCUACUUACAUGGAAAUUCUCCGCUGUGGUUCUGCUUUGUGCAUUAGCCAACUUGCCAACUUUCAGUUGCUGUCAGAGUUUUAUAAUGAGAUGAUUGUAAAAAUGAUACCUUGGUUUUAUGGCAUCUCAGCUCUUCUGUGGAUUCUAUCCCUGGUGUUUGGUGGCAGCAAACAACAAUUAAAACAUCAAAAGACAGCUUAGUUUCAAAACAAUUCUGAAAAACAUUUCCUCAAAACUACCAUUUUAUGUUCUUCACAACCAAAUAUCUUACCAAUUAAUAAUUAUACAUUAAUGUGAUGUAAAAAAAUAUUUUAUAAUUGGAUUUUAUAUUGAUUCUCUUCAAAAAUUGACAGUAUAUAAUUAACUGAUAUCUUUUGACAAAACAAAACUAUUUUUACAAGAAUAUAAGCAAAUGAAUCGGCUCCAGUUUAUUACUGUUACAUAUUGUAUCAACCCCACUGGGAUUUGAGUCAUAAUGCUACAGAGGAAUGCAUCUAAAUACUAUACAGAUUCCAGUUUGGUGCUCUGUUUUUAUUGACUCACUAUUUUCCAGUUUUUGUGAGGAAUGUUAUGAAUAGAUGAAAAAUAUGCAAAAAGCACAUUGUACCAAAUGUGAACAUAGGAAAUACAAAUAUCAGAAGUGAAGCAGCUGAGACACUCCUACCCCAGAGAAACGCACAUCUUGAUACACAGUUAUGUGGAGACAACAUGUCCCCUUAUUUUCUAUCUUGUACUUGUUUCAAUCAUUGGACUGCAGUCAUGCUGGGGCACCACCUUGAAGGAUUUUAGCCUAGCAAAUCAAUACCAGUACUUAUUAUUUUUUUUAAUGCUUGUUACUUAUUCUAUUGACA